AUGUUUCCAAGGAAGAGGCUGCCCAUCUGCCGCGUCGGCUGGGGCCAGUUCCGUUCCCACUGCCUCUGCUCCUGUCUCUCCCCAUUUGCCAGCUUCCGCGAGAACAGGAUGCUGGAAUACGUGGCCUUUGCCUCGCUCUUCUUCAUCCUCAUCUCCAUCACCACCUUCUGCCUGGAGACCCACGAGGGCUUCAUCCACAUCAGCAACAAGACAGUGACGCAGGCCUCCCCGAUCCCGGGCGCUCCGCCGGAGAACAUCACCAAUGUGGAGGUGGAGACGGAGCCCUUCCUGACCUACGUGGAGGGCGUGUGCGUGGUCUGGUUCACCUUCGAGUUCCUCAUGCGCAUCACCUUCUGCCCGGACAAGGUGGAGUUUCUCAAGAGCAGCCUCAACAUCAUCGACUGCGUGGCCAUCCUGCCCUUCUACCUGGAGGUGGGCCUCUCGGGCCUCAGCUCCAAGGCGGCCAAGGACGUGCUGGGCUUCCUGCGGGUGGUGCGCUUCGUCCGCAUCCUGCGCAUCUUCAAGCUGACCCGCCACUUCGUGGGCCUGCGGGUGCUGGGCCACACGCUCCGCGCCAGCACCAACGAGUUCCUGCUGCUCAUCAUCUUCCUGGCCCUGGGCGUGCUCAUCUUCGCCACCAUGAUCUACUAUGCGGAGAGGAUAGGGGCGCAGCCCAAUGACCCCAGCGCCAGUGAGCACACGCACUUUAAGAACAUCCCCAUCGGCUUCUGGUGGGCCGUGGUCACCAUGACGACGCUGGGCUACGGAGACAUGUACCCGCAGACGUGGUCUGGCAUGCUGGUGGGGGCGCUGUGCGCGCUGGCAGGUGUGCUCACCAUCGCCAUGCCCGUGCCCGUCAUCGUGAACAAUUUCGGGAUGUAUUACUCCUUAGCCAUGGCUAAGCAGAAACUACCAAAGAAAAAAAAGAAGCAUAUUCCGCGGCCACCGCAGCUGGGAUCUCCCAAUUAUUGUAAAUCUGUCGUAAACUCUCCACAUCACAGUACUCAGAGUGACACAUGUCCGCUGGCCCAGGAAGAAAUUUUAGAAAUUAACAGAGCAGAUUCCAAACUGAAUGGGGAGGUGGCGAAGGCCGCGCUGGCGAACGAAGACUGCCCCCACAUAGACCAGGCCCUCACUCCCGAUGAGGGCCUGCCCUUUACGCGCUCGGGCACCCGCGAGAGAUACGGACCCUGCUUCCUCUUAUCAACCGGGGAGUACGCGUGCCCACCUGGUGGAGGAAUGAGAAAGGAUCUUUGCAAAGAAAGCCCUGUCAUUGCUAAGUAUAUGCCGACAGAGGCUGUGAGAGUGACUUGACCAGGCGGCUUGGCCCAGGACACUGGUGGCUAUUAAGCAUCUGGGUGGACCUGCAGCCCCUCCUCACCCUCGGACAGAGUAAAUUCACGCCAUGCAGGUUUGCCGGACGAGUCCGAGUGGCCCAGGCAUUGUACUAGGACGGACGUAGCUUUUUCUACGGCCAAAUGGUAACUGACCGUAGAGGAUUUCUUUUCCUUCUUUUCAUUUUUUUAAACGUUUGUUUUAUUUGGGGAGGGGGGGUGAAGGGGUUCCUUAGCAUGACUUGCAUGAAGUUAAACAGAAAACCCAGCAAACCAAACCCACCAACUCCCUGCAACUGUAUGAUUACCCUAAACAACAAUGAAAAGAAAAAGCAAAAGUUCUAUCUUUUCUUACAAAGCUCUUUACUUUUACACACAUUGCGGAGCCAAACUGUAAUGGCGUGCGGUAGAAACCUUGUACAGUUCUGGGGGUGGGGGCGGGAAGGAGGGACGGGAUGGGGGAAUGGACUGCUUUCCUUUUUGUGCACAAGAUCGAGAGUCAAGGUUCCAAAAAGGGCAGUCGGUCAGUCAUCGGUCAUAUUGACCUCACCUUCAUAGCGCAUCUCUCACGCGGAAACCGAGAACUUUGCUCCAAAUAGAAUUGUGGAAACUCGCACUGCCGCCUUCUUCCCUCUGUUGGCAUGCUUGUGACCCAGCGGACGUCUCCCAAGACCUCCGACAGCGGCUAGUCUAGGUUAUCGGUGUGUAGAUCCAGUGCGACCAACUUUCAUAACAAAUUGUUCAUAGUAGAUAACCAACACCGUAUGGAUCUUCCAAGUGUUAUAUUAAAGCCAGGAUGUAGUGCAUCACAAGAUCAGGAACGGGGGAGGGGCUCCCUCCUCCACCUCGAUUAAGGCACAACCUGGCAUUGUAUGCAAUUUAGUACUUCAGAGUAAAAAACUGCAUGCCCAAUGUUAUGCAAAGCGACUCGAGCAUGAAAUAAAUUUUGUAUCAUGGUUUCUGUAUAGUCUAAAGCAGAUUUGUUUUCCUGAAGCAAUCGGAGGUUUGCAGAGACACACUUCUGCAUCUCGAAUAAAUAUAGUAUUUUCCCAACAGAAACAGAGGACAGUAGCUUGGCUUUGGUCUGAUUCUAAAAUUAGUGGGGUGGGGGGAAGGAGGAUAUUUUUGAAAAACACAUGCUUGAGUUGAAAAAAUGCAACAUCUCGAGCUUCCACUGCAGCUCACAACAUUUCCUGGAAAGAGAGCAGCGACGCUUUAGCAUAACAGCCUUCCCUCCCCGGGCCCUGGCCCCCGAUAAUAAAAAGCUGACUUUUGAGAUGAA
Carlito syrichta (Philippine tarsier) is the source of this 2616-nucleotide messenger RNA. It is a transcript of the gene KCNC3, whose product is annotated as potassium voltage-gated channel subfamily C member 3. NCBI's taxonomy places the organism in Eukaryota, Metazoa, Chordata, Mammalia, Primates, Tarsiidae. Gene Ontology annotation, cellular component: voltage-gated potassium channel complex; neuronal cell body membrane; dendrite membrane. The transcript is spliced from 4 exons. Gene Ontology annotation, biological process: potassium ion transmembrane transport. Gene Ontology annotation, molecular function: delayed rectifier potassium channel activity. Bases 1 to 1314 code for a protein of 437 amino acids. The record is from RefSeq and is a predicted model, not a curated record.